Molecule: messenger RNA, 1937 nt
Organism: Triplophysa rosa
Lineage: Eukaryota; Metazoa; Chordata; Actinopteri; Cypriniformes; Nemacheilidae
Product: N-fatty-acyl-amino acid synthase/hydrolase PM20D1.1-like
Exons: 13
Coding region: 1-1338 (445 amino acids)
Biological process (GO): amino acid metabolic process
Molecular function (GO): hydrolase activity, acting on carbon-nitrogen (but not peptide) bonds, in linear amides
Source: RefSeq, a predicted model, not a curated record
AUGGAUGCAAUUCAGCUUCCCACAGUGUCAUUUUCAGAAACACAGCAGAACAUCAGCGCUCUGUAUGAAUUUGACCUGCUACUGAGAAGAGUCUUUCCAAAGGUCUUCUCAUCCAAUCUGGUCCAACAUGAGACGAUCUCAAACUACACCCACCUGUUCUCAGUGUGGGGCAGUGAACCUGAUCUGGAGCCGUACAUGCUGCUGGCACACAUUGAUGUAGUACCGGCUGAUGAGGCGGACGGGUGGGACGCUCCUCCAUUCUCUGCUCAAGAGCUCAAUGGCUUCAUUUAUGGACGAGGGACCAUCGACAAUAAACAGUCUGUGAUGGGAAUCCUUCAAGCGUUGGAAUAUCUCCUGGAGCGAGGUUACACCCCUCGACGAAGCUUCUACAUUGGUUUGGGUCACGAUGAGGAGGUGACCGGGAUGCAGGGUGCAGUGAAUAUUGUGAAGCUUCUCAAGAGUCGUGGGGUGAAGCUUCUGUAUGUUUUAGAUGAAGGUCUUACUAUUAUGGAUGGAAUGAUCGAUGGCCUGGAUGGACCUGCUGCCCUAAUAGGUGUGAGUGAGAAAGGCCAGGCCACAGUAAAACUGAGUGUUAAUGCUGCUCCAGGACAUUCAUCAAUGCCUCCCAGAGAGACCAGUAUUGGCAUCUUGGCCUCAGCAGUCAGAAGACUGGAGAAGAAACGGAUGCCCAAUCUGUUUGGUCGUGGUCCUGAACGUGCCACGUUUGAACACUUGGCACAUAAGUUUGGCUUGCCACACAGAAUGGUCAUGGCUAAUCUCUGGCUCUUCUCUUCACUCCUCAGCGGCAUUCUGGAAGGACAGCCAGACACAAAUGCCUUUGUGAGGACAACGACUGCUGUCACAAUGUUUAACUCUGGUGUAAAGAUUAAUGUAUUGCCACCGUACGCAGAAGCCUUUGUCAAUUUCCGUAUCCACUCAUCUCAGACGGUGCAAGAGGUUUUAAAGCUGAUCGAGUCCACCAUUUCUGACAAACGUGUGGCGGUAGAGCUCAUGAAAGGGUUUGAUCCGCUGCCUGUCAGCUCCUACGAUGAGCACACAUUUGGGUACCAGAUCAUAAAGAAAACAGCAAAGGACAUUUUUCCUCAGGUCACUGUAACCCCUGGUAUCUGCAUUGGCAACACUGAUAGCCGUCACUACACAGAACUUUCUCUGAACAUUUAUCGCUUUGCACCGUCGUGGUACAAACCAGGUGAUUCUGCAAGAUUCCAUGGCGUGAAUGAGAGAAUCGGCAUUCAGAACUAUGAGGAGAUUGUGCUGUUCUACUUUCAACUCAUCCAGAAUGGAGACACAAGGAAUUUGCCAUUACCUCACUCCUAAUAUAAAUGCAUCCUAAAUGGGUGGAUUUUUAAGUCUUUACUUGACUUUUAUUUCUAUUCUUAUUAUUCAUCAUCAAUGUAUUUUUUUUAUAAUUGCACAUACUGCUUAAACUCAACAAGUCUCGCUUGGGCUUACUAAUGCUGUUGGAAUUGUAAAAAAAUAGAACCUGUUGUUAUUAAAUAAAACUUUUUUUCUCAUUCAUUUCUUCUAAAUUUGGGUCUAUGUUCAGUAUUGGAUUCUUCUAAACCGUGUUCCUCAACAAUCUCUUGCUGUGAAUCGCUUUUUUAGCAUGUGGUGUCAAAGAGAGCAAACUCAAAGGUUGGAUUAUCAAUGUUAUGUUAGACUGAAGUGUUUUAUUAUGACAUCCUAAAAUCAGAAUGCUUUGGUGAAAGGUUCACAAUGUGGCUCAAUAAAGAUUUAUUGUCCUCUCAAUAUCACUUGCAGCACAAGGCUGAAGUUAAAGAAAAGCCUGGUUUGGUUGUUUGCAUGUUGAGUCUGUUUUACACUGAAGUGGUCUGUAUUCAAAUGGAAAAUUACAGUACAUAUAGUAUAUGUCCUUAAUUCGCUUGGAAUGAUGGAUUCUCAUCAUAUUAAAAGUA